Molecule: messenger RNA, 4285 nt
Organism: Tachysurus fulvidraco (yellow catfish)
Lineage: Eukaryota; Metazoa; Chordata; Actinopteri; Siluriformes; Bagridae
Gene: apba1b
Product: amyloid beta (A4) precursor protein-binding, family A, member 1b
Exons: 12
Coding region: 253-3276 (1007 amino acids)
Biological process (GO): chemical synaptic transmission
Cellular component (GO): plasma membrane; cytoplasm; dendritic spine
Molecular function (GO): amyloid-beta binding; protein binding
Source: RefSeq, a predicted model, not a curated record
GUGUGUGUGUGUUUGUGUGUAUGUGUAUGUGUGCGUGUGUGCGCGCGCGUGUGUGUAUGUGUGUGCGCGCGCGCAGGGUGUGUCAGUGUGUCGGGGAUGAGAGGAUGCGGCUGUAAUCCGGUGAUGCUCCGCACGCGCGCGCACUGCGCCGCUCUCACCGUCACCGGACGCGUUACACAGAGACAGAAGUGAGCAGAACAUGGACCCACAGAACCGAGCCGUGCUUCAUCAUCCAUCCGCUUCCUAACAGCCAUGAAUCACAGGGAGGAGCCAGAUGAACCAGGGCCCAAAGCCCCACCCCCUAAGGUGAUCCGGCAGUCAAACAGUACACCUGUCGAAGGAAGCCGUCCCAGGUGGAGGCCAUGUCAGCUGAACAGCCCAGAUGAACAGGGAAGCGGCCAUCAUCAUCAUCACCAUCAUCACCACUACCAUCGACAAUCACACCAACAGCAGUCUGGAAGUAAUCGAGCUCCACCACGACGCAGCCGAAGAAAUGUCCCCAGUCACGCCCAGAGGAGGUCGAGCGAGAGUGGAGAUGCAGAGCCACAGCCAGACCAGCAGCCUCGUACAGGUGGGUCGAGGUAUCGACAGGUCGGUGUUGGAGGGCUUCAGCACAGACAUCGACAGCAACACAAACAGAUACCUGCAGUGCUACAGCCCCUCAACGUUCCUGAGAUCAAUCCAGAUUUGGCCACUUUGUCUCCUGAGGAGUCUUCUCAGGAACUGCUGACUUCAUCUUCACAAGAGGACCUGACUCCUCAGGAGGUACCAACACCCUCUUCACAGGAGGUACCACAUGUAGAAGAGCAAGAAGGAGGUAGCCCAGGUCUUCAUUGCUCCUCCAGUACUGAGAGCAGCCUUCACACACACUCUGAGGAGCCCGAGGAUCAGCACAGAGAGAGGGAGCAGACAGAGGAGUGUAUGGGUGAGAUAGACAAAUGGGAGGUAGAGGGAUUUCAGGAAAAUAGAGAGGCUGAACAGGAAGAACAAGUGGAGAAGAAUCCAGUAGAGAAGGAAUCCAUGGCAAACACUGGUAAUUCAAAAGAUAGUAAGAAGACCAGUAGGAGGUUCGGGCCCAUCAGAGUAGAUGUUCCACCCUUUUCAGAAUUUCCACGUCAGCCUCUACCAAUCCCUAAAUUUCAGACACAGCCUUUCAAAGGUUUCCCCUUGGAAUCCAAGUCAGGUCCUAAUCAUCUCACCUCCACCAAUUACACAGCCAUGAGCACAGACAUGAGGCCUGAAAGCCCAUCUGACACUCAAUCCUAUGAAGAAACAUUAUCAAACUCCACUACAGAAGCAUGUUCUACUUCAUAUCCAUCAGUCUCUGAGUCGUGUCCAAAGUUCUACCUAGUUACACCAACAGAAUCAGGCAGAGAACCGUUCCACUCAAACUCACAAACAGGAAGGUACCAGGAACAAUCUGAGGAACAGCAGAGCUUUGGGAAAAACUCUGACAUGUCCCCUAGUGAGGCACAGAUCAAUCUUCAUGAGGAGCAGAGGCCUCGGGUUUCUGUUGGUUCCAGACUGCACCACUAUGAUGAACAGUCAGGAGAUGAAGCUGGCAGUCCUGAUAGAAGCAGAAGUAAGGUUUGGAGAUGUAGUGAGGAACAGGAAUGUUCAGAGAUCAGAAAGGAACAGUGUGAGGUUCGACCCUCUUUGUCAGUAUUGUACAAGGAAGAGAAGCCACAACAGGACUGUGUAGAAGACAGGCCUCAAUCUAUGCAAGAGUCUGCAAACCUUUCUGGAGAUGCGAUCUCUCUGGCAAUAAGAGACAUAAAGGAGGCAAUCGAGGACGUGAAGACAAAGAUGGUGCGCUCACCGUACACACCUGAUAAACCCAAAGAGCCGGUGUGGGUGAUGAGGAGAGACAUCAGCCCGGUGGAGGAGUGUGGACCACAGCUUCCUUCACCUCCAUCUCCUCCACAGCUUCCUUCACCUCCGUCUCCUCCACAGCCUCCUUCACCUCAGAACACGUCAUGUUCACAGGUUCUAGCUUCAGAUCCCACAGUUCCUCAGGGAGCAGAAUCCUCCAGAGCUCAUGAUCACCAGGAAGCAGACAUCAGUCCCAGUUUACCAACAGCUGAAGAGCUUAGAAGGAACCUGGCUGCUUUCCCUACAUACGUCGACGUACCAGGGCCGUGUGAUCCAGACGAUUUAAUAGAUGGGAUCAUAUUUGCUGCCAGUUUUUUGGGCUCCACUCAGCUGCUGUCUGAGCGAACGCCGAGUAAGAGCGCUCGCAUGCAGCAGGCUCAGGAGGCCAUGACACGUGUCCGGGGUGCAGGAGGUGAGCUUCUCUCUACUACUGAGGUGGAUCUCUUUGUGUCAACUCAGAGGAUUAAAGUUCUCAACGCUGACACACAGGAGACGAUGAUGGACCAUCCACUGAGGACCAUCUCUUACAUUGCGGACAUCGGGAACAUGGUGGUCCUGAUGGCACGCAGGAAAAUGAUCCGCUCCCGCAGCGUCCAGGACUCGGCCGACGCUCAGGACCCGGCGCAGGACGAGCAGCAGCAGUACAGAAUGAUCUGCCACGUGUUCGAGUCGGAGGAUGCUCAGUUGAUCGCGCAGUCCAUCGGUCAGUCCUUCAGCGUGGCGUAUCAGGAGUUCCUGCGAGCGAAUGGUAUCGAUCCAGAGGACCUGAGUCAGAGGGAGUACAGCGACCUGCUCAACACUCAGGACAUGUACAACGACGACCUCGUCCACUUCUCCAAGUCUGAGAACUGCAGAGAUGUGUAUAUAGAGAAGCAGAAGGGUGAAAUCCUGGGUGUGGUGAUUGUGGAGUCUGGCUGGGGCUCCAUCUUACCUACAGUCAUCAUCGCCAGUCUGAUGCACGCCGGACCGGCGGCUAAAUCCGGCCGUCUGAACAUCGGAGAUCAGAUCAUGACGGUGAACGGGACGAGUCUGGUGGGUCUGCCGCUGUCCACCUGCCAGAGCAUCAUCAAGGGCCUGAAGUCUCAGUCCAGGAUUAAGAUGAACAUCGUCAGAUGUCCUCCAGUCACCAUGGUCCUGAUCCGCAGACCGGACCUGCGCUACCAGCUGGGCUUCAGCGUACAGAAUGGCAUUAUCUGCAGUCUGAUGAGGGGCGGGAUUGCAGAAAGGGGUGGAGUCAGAGUGGGUCACCGCAUCAUCGAGAUUAACGGGCAGAGUGUGGUGGCCACGCCCCACGAGAAGAUCGUACACAUUCUUUCCAGUGCGGUCGGAGAGAUCCACAUGAAGACCAUGCCUGCUGCCAUGUACCGCCUGCUGACGGCUCAGGAGCAGCCCGUCUACAUCUGAAACAUCACUAACAUCACAAACAUCACUCAGCUUCUCCUCACACACCUUCAUGCUCCAGAUGUAACAUUUUCCUCUCAACAUAUUUGAAUCUGCCUUAAUAACCCGUGUAACUGAUCAUGUGGAGAGGCUACGGCACUCAGGCACGCUAAUCAGGCUAACAGUGAACAGCUAGCGUUAGUUAGCUCACUGUGUGAUAAACAUGUCAGAACUGAUGCUUUGUUGGUUCCUGUGACUUUUUGUUUAGAAUUAUCUGUAACUAUAAUUAUACAUAAUUAUGUAAUUAUAUAAUUAAUAAUCAUGCUGUAUAAUUAGCCUUCAGAGAGUUUCUUUUGUAUUUUGUGAUAAAGUCGCAUUUCUAUUCUGGAGAAAUCCGUGAAUAAGCCUGUGUUUAGUUGCUAAAUCAGACCGUGGUGUUUUACAGGACCUCCAGAUUUCCACUUCUGUUUUUAUUCCUCAGUUUUCUGUUGAUCAGAAAAUUUACCAGAUUUAUAGCCUUUAUUUCAGCCGAAAGAUAUCUUGAAGGACGUGAUGUGAUUUUCUUAUCUAGGUUUGUGUUCUAACGUCUCGGCCGCCGGAACGAUUAAGGAAAGGAAACCGUACUUGUUCUUACCACAUGGACGAGUUCCUCCAGACUCCACACUUAACAGCCAAAGACUAACAUGAGAGAUCACUUUAUGAUCUACAGACUGGACCUACAGGAGGUCAGGAGCUCCACAGACUUACACGCUAACGUCGUGACACAGAAACGAAGCGAGAAACAUCACUGUUACUCAUCACCAUAAAGGAGAUGUGUUUAGAGCUGAAAGUGUGUUUAUUAUUGAUCAGAAAGGUAAAAGUUGAUUUUGUACAUUUACAGGAAGAUGAUCAGAGAAGCAGAAAUCACACCAUCUUACGAUCCAUCGUUAUAUUUUAAAUCUAUCGCAACUCCAAAUACAGAAUGUGUGAAUGUAUGUGAUUUUAUUCAUGAACACAAUAAAAGAUACCUCUUAUAAAAAGAGUGUAAAGAUUA